AUGUAUUCUACUGAUCGCCUCAACAGCAUAUACCUUUCUAUCAAGAACAACAAUGGUGCUGAUGCACUAGGUAUGGCAAGAAGAUUAGAACGAUUCGCUUUAACCGAAGUUCGAUAUAAAUUACAUCUAUCCUAUUUACACCAAUGUAAAGAUGCGAAGUUGUUACCGUCUUUCCUGCAGUCAAGACCCCCCAUUGAUCAUCCGAAAGCGUGGAAAAUCACCGAAAAAGCUGGUUGGGCCUAUCUACGCGUAUUGAUAGGAAAUUGCCAUAAUAACUUACGCAAUAUCAAUGUUGAAUCAACCGAGCUGAACGAAAAAAUCAAGAAGAUCCUCGACGAAAAUACACUAGGUAUGUUAAAAACCACAAUCUCUAAUCGAUGCAUGUAUGAAAAAAACAAGAUAUCAAAGAGACAUGAAAGAAAGUUUACUAAAGUUCAAGGUAAAGAUAAAAAACAUGAACAAGCGCAGAAACGUUGGGUUAUAAAUAAUUCUGAUCGGGCAUUAAAUUGUCAUGAAAUCACCCUACUUAGAAAAGGAAUGAACUUUGCUAUUACUCCCAAGAGAAUACCUAUAAAAAACAUAGUUGCUUCAGUGGAACAAGGAAUUAAAAAUUUAGAUGCCCAUAAGAAAAAUAGAGUUCGAGAAAAUGUUUGCUCUGUUAUAAAGAACGCUAGGCACCCAAGCAACUCAAACCAUUCACGUCAAGAAGAGAUAGCCCUGAAAGAUCUACGCAGUGACAAAAAUAUCUUAGUUACAAAAGCCGACAAAGGUAAUGCCAUGGUAGUUAUGAAUCAAGUAGAUUAUAAAAACCAAGUAGAAACAAUGUUACAGGAUGAGAUUGUGUACAAACGCAUAACGGAUAAAAGACGUCCCCCCCCCCCCCCAACGACAUUUUAAACACUGACCUCGGAAAGAUUCAAAAAUCCUUUUGUAUUUCGUGAAUUGAAAAGUUUUCGUGAAUUGCAUACUUUGUAUUAUUGGCAUUACCAUUCAGCUUAGUCACUUAGAUGGUAACGCCUUUGAAUAUUAUCGGCAUACCAUUCAACUUGAAUGGUUAUACCUUUGAAUUUUAUCCGCAUAACCAUUCAACUUGGAUGGUUAUGCCCAUCUCUAGUGUAAGGUACGGCUCAACAUAACCAUGUCUCGAAAGACUAUCAAUCUCGUUCCCCGAGCCUGCGAUCCUCGGGAAGGAACGUGAGGCUCUGGGAUAAUCCGUUGCCGGAAGCCAGGAAUCCUGGCUAAGAUUGAACUGCGCAUUCCAUUUCAACGGCCAAUCAGAUUCCUCCUUGAAACCAUGGAUUGUAAAAUAGAUAGGAAACUUCCUGACGUCAUUGACUGCACUAUAAAUAAAACUAUAAACUAGAAAAUACAUGCAUGCAGAAACCCUCGCCUUGCUGACAAAACCAUUGUAUUUUCCGAACAUGAAGUUCUAAAGUAGUUGUCAUGGUAACACGAUAAUUUUUUAAGAAUAUUCUUACAAAUGAAAAAUCGCCUAAAAAUAUCACUUUUAAUUACAAAAUUAUUAAUUUCCCAACAUAACUAUAUGUUAGGUAUGUUUUAUACGUAAUAUAAGGCUCAAUUUAAGGUAAAUUCAACCACAAACGCUUCGCAAAACGUUUUAAAGUCACUAGUGUUCAUUAUAAAACUAAACUGCCUUUUAAAAUGGCUUUAUCGAUAAACUUUGAGUUAGCAAUAAAAUGAUUUCAAAUUCUGACUUGCAAAUAACUCAGUGCUUUCUUUUUUAUUUAGAAAUUCAAUAUCAUAAAAAAGGGAAUCAAUAUUAAAGAUACACUAAAAUUAUAUGUUGUUUGUUUAGUUGUUUCAUAUACGCAAAGGCCGUCGGGUUUUAAAGCCAUUAUAAAUCAAUAUUUGAAACAAACUUACCUUCGUUAACGUCGGCUCCCUUCUUUUAGACGAUUCUUUCGCAGUUUCAUUUUGAGAGAGCUUUUGAAAUUUACAAAAUCUUGCAAAAAUGCGGGUAAAAAUGAAAUAUAUUUGCAAGAAAUUUAUCAAUCAUCAAAUCAAGAAAUGUUUGCUAUUUCGCUGUCGUGAUACAUUCGUGCCAGUCGUUAUAAUGCAAAAUUUAAAUUGGACCAAUCAGUGUCCGUUAUUCAUGACAGUCCGCCAUAUUUUUGAGAUCAGUGAGGAUGACCACCCAUCGUUGGUCACCCACGCCCGCGAUAUUUGAUGAACUCAUUGAACUAAAAAUAACUGGAACGCUACGUUCAAGCGGAAGUUUGAAGCUAAAUUAUACAAGCUCGUACACAGGCUUUAAAAGGCCCGUUUUAAACUGAAAAGGCCCGUUUCCCUUUCGAUUCGCAUCUUGCCAUGAAAACGUUCAAAACGGCAUGCUUCAAGCGCCCCCUGUAUUGUCUCGCGAGUAAAUCGCGCAGUAGAAACACGCGUGGAAGUGCGUGUCUGGGAGUCAAAACUGGCUUCAUUUGGCUUCAUGGGAGUCAAAUUUUGGCAUCAAAAUUUGCAUGCGCAGUUUACUGAACGUAGCGUUCCAGUUAUUUUUAGUUCAAUGGAUGAACUUUAGACUCCGCUAAUGCUUUCGUUUCCCCGGGUGUAAAUAGCCGGGGGGAAUUAGUACCCUCGCACGGCGCUUCGCGCCGUCGGCUCGGGGACAAAGUAACAAAGCUAAUAAGAUGCUGGUUUAUAUUCGAAGAUCAACUUUAAAUAUUAUUCGCGAGUUUACAAUUCGACGAACACUGUACCUUUCUCUGGUUCGCUCACACUUAGGAUAUGCCACCCAAGUAUGGGCGCCCCAAACAAUAGAGUUGAUGAAAAAGUAGAACGAGUUCAGAGGCGUGCAACAAAAUAUAUUUUAAAGGUUCCCUUUAUUUGUGAUAUAGAAUAUAGAGACCGAUUCCUUGCAACCAGUUUGCUUCCUCUCAGCUACUGGCACGAAUAAAUGGACGUAGUAUUCUUCUAUAAGACAAAUCACGACAUUUUUAAUAUUGAUAAAAAAAAUACUUCAAUUUCCUCAACCUCGGGUCAAAGACAGACAAGAUCAUUUAACCCCAACUCGCACAAAUAUAAAAUUCCGACAUACAAGACGUCAACCUAUGAAAAAUCUUACAAAAUCCGAACAACAAGAAUAUGGAACACACUACCUAAUCAUAUUACAUCCAAAGACCGAACAUUUUCAGAAUUCAAGAAUCUUCUUUUUAUAAGUACUAUAUUUUAGCUUUACUAGAAAAUGCAUACGAUGUUGAGGUCCCCGCACAUGGAAAAGUGCGUGUAUAAAAUGUAAUUCCGCCCGGAGUUUAAUGAGCUCUCCAUUGACAUGUUGUUUUUAGACAUAGUGAAGUAUUGUUUAUUGUGUGUGCUUAGUAUACUCGUCAAGUCAGUCGCGCGACUGAAGUAAAAAUUGCCUACUUAAUUAAAAAAAUUCGACUCCAGCUAUCUAUAGCGGCCAGUAGAUCGAGUUAUUAAAAUUUUGAAUCGUAAGUCCAGUUAUACGUUUCAUGCUGCGGCAGAGCUUCGGCAAAGUAAUGUUAGUCAGUCACGAACAGCGGUCUUACGCAUGAAUGUUGACGGAUUCGGGGGUUGAAUCCGGCUAUCUGAUUGACUGACGCGCUCAUUUCCAUGGUUACAGCCAUUUGCGACGGAUCUGUGGGGAGGCCUGACGGAUUUGCAGAUUCAGGGGCUCUGCAUGAGUCUUCUGAUUGAACCAUUUAAAAAUAUUCUGCACUGUCAUUGGCUUAUAUUUUCGACGGAUUCGCAGCGUGGGGUAUUCGUCAACACGGCAUUUGGUGUUUUAUACCUCCUGAAUGUUUACUAUUUCGAACGUCUGGCAUGUGAGAAAUUUUACUAUUAUAUUUUUACGAGCGAUCUCUGCCAUCGAUAUCUGGAAGCAUUUUCGACAAUAUUCAGUUUGCGAUUGCCGCAAACGAUUUAGAAUCUCUACAACGUUUGUAUACGGAGCUUGAGAAGAAUAUCGAUGCUUCACGGACAAAUUCUGUUGACGAGCUACUGAACGGCAAAGUGAGCGCCAUCAACAACACAAGCAGAAGCCUCGCUAGAAAUUUUGGCGCAGAGAGCUACAUUCCGAAGUAUGUUCGAGAUAAGAAAGACAAAGCUUGCACUGCAGUAAGGUAGAGAAAUUUAUGGUUUUAUAAUGAUGUAUCUUUAGUUUAUAUUAAUUAAACCGAAGAACCAAAGCCGUCGGCGUUGUUAAUGAUUGUUUGACAUAUGAUAUUUUAAUAUUCGCUAUGCUGUAUUAGCAUAAUUCUCGCGUCAAGAAGCUAAAAUAUGUUUUAUUCAAUGUCCACAUUGUAAGCAUUUGUUGAUUCUCGUGUUUAUAGUGAAGUUUUAUUUAAGAUUUAUUUAUAUUUAUGCAUCGAUCACACAACAUGUCGGCCUUAUAGAAUACUGUUUGUCCAUAGCCUAUCGACACGGCUUGUUAGACCGCAUUGGUCUGGUGUAACAUGAUGAUGUGAAAUAUUUAAUAAGCUAGCUUCUGAGCACUCAGGAUCUGAAUUGGAACUGGAUGAAAGUGACUGUUGGCACAACCAAACCAAAUUUUUCGCCCGUUGUCAUAUCAAAUUGAAAAAUAAAGUAUAUAUAUAACUUUUACUAGAAGUUAUUUAAGUAACUAUAAGUCAGAAUAAAUAAUGUGGAAUAUUCCGAACCGGUUAAAGAAUUUCUCAGGGUUAAUGUUCAAGUUAACCCAAACCAAGCCAUGCAAAUUGCAAAACGUUUCUUUAUACUUAUGCAAAAUAGAAAUGUUUACAGUUGAUUUCACGAAACUUUGCCCACGCCAAUUGCGAGGUUGGUUGGGAAUUUGGGAACUAUAAACACGAGAUCAUCAAGUUCAUUGGAAACCGGCCAAUCAAGUUUCGCAUCAAAUUAUCGAAAUUCGUUAUGAAAUUCCGAACCAAGUUCGCAAGCAAGUUCGCAAAUUGCAAACGAUUUUGACGGUAAAUUUUAAAAACUAAACUUAAUAACUUAUUGUAUUAAACUUAUUAUAAUUUUAUUAUAAUUUUAAACCUGGAAUUAUUAUUAUUAUUAUUAUGAUAUUAUUUAUUAUUAAAUGAAUAAGUUUAAUACAAUAAGUUUAGUUUUUAAAAUUUACCGUCAAAAUCUUUGCAAUUUUGCGAACUUGCUUGCGAACUUGCUUGCGAACUUGGUUCGGAAUUUCAUAACGAAUUUCGAUAAUUUGAUGCGAAACUUUCGACUUUGAUUGGCCGGUUUCCAAUCAACUUGAUAAUCUCGUGUUUAUAGUUCCCAAAUUCCCAACCAAUCUCGCAACUGGCAUAGCCAAAGUUUUGUGAAAUCAACUGUAACAUUAGUCUCAAGCACAAAUAAUACGAUGACUUCAUGCCAAGUAUUAAGAUAAUUUUAAAUGAUAAGAAGCUUAUACAGAUGCCAGCCAGUUAUAAAUUACCACGCAGUGGACUUUGGUCGAAACAUAGUUAAUAGAAACAUAUGCAUGGUCGAAAAUAUACCGCGUUUAUUCGUUUAGCCACGUUCAAUACGUAUAAAGGCCGUUUUCGACUAGGAGGAAUUUCCGCGCGAAGCGGAAUUUUUCUUCGUCUUGUGAUUUCUCGGGUCAGUGGAACUAAUUAGAAAAUUCCUCCUAUAGUGGCAAAAAGGGCUUUAAGCCUGGAUCAAAAUAUUGUACUUUGGACUUGAUCUCGUGGAUAAUGAUUUAAUACACUUUAUACCGCAUAGCAAAAUUACUAUUACUAUAUGCAAACUUACAACUAUAUAUAAUGAAAUUGUUGCCACUCAUUUUUAAUAGCGAUCAAGUCGCUUGAAUUAUAGCAAUAGCAGGCCAAGUCAGUUGCAUUGUCGUAUUUGGUAACUAUACUGUAUACACUAUAUUUUUUUUUAUUCUUUUCUUUCUUAAGUUUAACGUUUUUAUAAGCUUUUUAGAGUUUCCAUUGAUAGAUAGGUUGUUUGCGUCCAGUAUCGUUUGGUGCGAAGUUUGGUGAAACGUCUAUAUAGUAGUUCUAGAAGGUCGAUCACAGUAUACGAUAAAGUUAAGCUUUUAAGGUUGAUAUAAAUACUGUAUUGAUGACCCACAGCGGCAUGAUACAAGUCGAAAGAAGCUGGAUUUUAAGCGGGAUUUUUCUUCAAAUAAAGCCCAAUGAGGCAAUGGUAAUGCCAAUGAAAGGUCUUUAUAAGAUUUAUAAUUACCUGCUGUAAAUUACUCUAAUACAUGAAAUAUGAAAUAAUUUACUAUAAAGUACAAUACCAGUGUCUGGUACAUGUUUCAUCCUAAACAUUCAAGUUGUACCGCACGCACGGAGGAGUAUUGGCGUUCGUGUGAUAACAGAUAGCUAUACUUCGACAUAAUCAUUCUUGAUCGUUGAGUUUGAGCAAUGCAAAUGCAGGGAAUUUUACAGUAUCCCGUUAUAAAAUAAAUCUUUUGUUUUGAAUGUCGGACAGGAUACAAUUCAACUAUAAACAACCAUAUCUUCGUUUGAUCGAUCCGUCGGUGUAGAAGAUAUGUAUGUUUCUACGGCGAAACCUGGUCAACUUCGCAAGCCAGGUGCACGUGGAGUCUUACACAAGUGAAAUAUGAUCCAGCUUCUCGCUUGAAAUGUACCGCAACACUUAUUAUUCACAGAAGAAGAAGAAGAAGAGAGAAGUUUCUUCUUAUUAUUAUUGACUAGAAAUAGUUUACACUAAAACUGCCCCCGGCUGAUUAUGGUGUACUAACUAGCUGUUAUUAAAAAUGAUCAUGCCUUACGGCUUAUGGCUUACAAAUAUUAAUACGACAAAAUAUUAUUACUACUUUCUGGCUUUCUUUUAAAACGCUUAGAAGGUUGAUAAAAUUGGUCGAGCUUUAAAAAUGAAACAGUAACCACGUGUAACUUGGUCCUUGUGCGUCCAUCUGGCUGAAGGAAUGACGCUUUUCAAUAUAAUGGAACAAUGACUAUGAGUCCCUUGUUACAAACGUAUUUUUUGUAUUUGUUUUUGACUGACUGAUGUGUGAACCGAGUCUUUUGGUUCCUGUUUCGAUUAAUCUGACAAAUCGUAUAGUUGAUACUUGAAAGACACGGAGUUUUUAAUCUUGUCUUUUCAUUAUUUAACGGAUUGUCUCCGUCCCCAACAACAGAUGAUAGUAACAACGUACAUAUACCUCACAAGUCUAUUAAUUAAUAGACACGUAAAACAGACCAUAGAAAUAAAAUGCCUUUUGACAAGGUGUACAUUUAACGGAUUGUCUCCGUCCCCAACAACAGAUGAUAGUAACAACGUACAUAUACCUCACAAGUUUAUUAAUUAAUAGACACGUAAAACAGACCAUAGAAAUAAAAUGCCUUUUGACAAGGUGUACAAUAAUUUCUUAUAGAAAGCAACCUUUGAACCCUCACCUUUUAAACUUUCAUGCGCAGCUACGGCGCUACGCCAAUAAUUCACUUGCCUUUUAUAAUAAAAUUUGCCCCUCAGCUUUUAAAACUUGUGUCACUUGUGGCCUUUUGCUGUAAUAUAUAAACUUAGUUGCUUCUAAUCUUGAUAGCUUUAACAAUUUAUGCUUGGCGGGGACUUCAAUACCCCCCAUUGUUUUUGCGAUAUUACCCACCAAUGCUUUGCGGGCAAAAAACUUAAAUUUCUGUACCUCUGGCAAUAUAUUGAUUUAUAAUAUAGCACGGAAACGUCGGAAAAUUUAUUUCUUUAUAUUUCUUUGUGCUAUGUUAUAAAACAAAUAUAAAACUUUUUUCCGUAUUGAUUUUCUUUCACGAUUUCUUGUUGCAAAUUACAUGUUUAUCAUCCGAAACUAUAACACAUAAAAUUGCAAUUUUCCAAACGCGACAAACAGACUCCUCUACUGCCCCUCCCUGAGACAAUUUCAAUUUACCACGCAAAAUCUGCGAGAUGAUCGAGUUAUUUAUAGAAUUCAAUCCACUAUUUAAUAAAAUGAAAGAGUUGGAACUAUUAGUAGCCACAAGUGCAAGCAAGUAUCGUAGCCACAACAGUUUGAGAACAACGAGUUUUCCCGGUCAUACAGUAUAUGUCUGGUCUUUGCACAGAGGUUUUCCAAGAUUUUAUCAUCAUGUAUAUUCUAAAGGUAAAAUUAUAGAUUUUAAAAAAUAUGCACUACUACAUGAUAUAACGUUGUUCAAUUAAUUAUUAUAGUUCAAUAUGGUAAUUUGCUACAUCUGGUUCUUUUUAAUCAGUAGUUCAAUAGGCAAUAAGCAAUACUUAAUUGUAACUUCGAAUCGGUGAUUAAUAUUUGAUCUAUACAUUGGCAUAUAUGAUAAAAUAUAUAAUAGACUAUAAUUAUUGUUGAUGUCGAUGAUAUCAUUAUAAUUAGCUAGCGGCAAACAACUCACUUUGGUCUUUGUCUUUUGGGAGGUAGUCCCAGCAUAAGUAUUUACUGUAGAUGAAAGUGAAAUGAUUAUCUUAAUAGGAGAAGGGCCGUAGAAGGCAAAGAAAUAACGAGAAUAUUGUCGAAUGAUUGUCGAAUUCAGAUUGUUCAGCUAGUACAUCUAUGGUGGUAUUUCCCAUACACAUUCCUAAAUUGCAAGAAACAUGAUUUCGAUUGCGCUCGAGCGAGAAAAUACUCAGUCGCGGGGGACAAAUACGAUGAACGGUAUAUGCCAUAAAAAACCAACCAUAAAAACCCAUAAAAAGUCACCUGCAUGUGCAUAUAUAUAUAAUAAGACUGUAAGAGAUCUAGACACACACCCUGCCCGCUUCGGUGUAAUGUAUUUUGUCAUGAUUAGUGAAACGGGGUUAUUUGUAUUAGUGUUUAGCCCGCAGAGAAACUGAAUGCCAGAUUGAAAUUUGUUUCAUUACAUUUGAAUGUCAUGCAGUAGAGUGAGGAGUUUUUUGAAGAAUGAAAUCCCAUGGCCAGAUCGAAAUACUCGUUAUUUAGCUGUUUCUGUGGAUCUGAACAGGAGAAUAUACGCUACUUAAUUCACCGGCUCUUCAAUUCAUAUAUUAAAUUAAUAAACUGGCAAUUUCCAUCAACGUCGAGCAAAAUGUCCCUCCCCUCCCAAUCAGUCAAUCGAAAGUCGUGGGUUAAUUCGGGUACUAUAACGUUUCCUCCCACAAAGUAUAGCGACCUUAAGGUCCAGACACACCGGACGCGAUUCGACAACGCGAUGCGAUUUUUCGAUUUUCAUUGAACGAUAACUUUGAUCCUAGUUUAAAUUUUCUAAAUAUUUAGAAGCGUUAUAACAUUUUGCGUUAUUCGAUCUACAUACCUUUCAAAAUUUUCUCUCAUUGGCUGUUUUAUUAACUUUCAAAAACUAAAAAAUCGCGUCGCGUUGUCGAUUCGCGUCCGGUGUGUCUGGACCUUGAACUGAUGUAGGACGCGAAAGCGACGGCGACGGCAAACAAACUCGUUGAACCAAAUGAUUGCUGAAGAAACCCUGUCGUCUAUUAUCUAUCGUAUGAAAAUAAUACAGUUUUAGGUUCAAAAUUAAAACUGGGUUUAUGAUUGAGAAAAGUUCCAGGACCCAAUUUAAAAUAGGAUUUCUCCCAGCUUGAAAUGUAAGCGUUGCCAAGACGUGAUAAUCUGUAUUUCGCCGUUGUUGAGAUUUCAAUCAUUAAUUUCUGCUCAUUUUCUUGCAUUAAUAUGAUAUUAUUAGCUGUUCUCGUUGCACUUUCGUUUUGCUUUGGAGUUCUUAAUAACGGUAGUUCUUUAUAAUUAUAAAAGUUUAAGGCGGCUUCCGUUGACCAUAGUUAAUAGAGGACAGCGUUGACACGUUCCCGUACUAGAUUAAGCUUUGCUUAAGUUCACUAGUGUUGACAGGGAGGGGUGGGAUAAACUGGCGCUCUCGAAAAGCCGCCUUCGACUCGAGCAAGUUGAGCUGCGUCAUUCAGCUUAGAUUUCAGCUUCAAGUUUCAAGUAAAGAUGAUUAGCAAACAUUCACUAAACAUAUAAAAUGUAGUUCUUUGUAAAAUCAGUAUAUUCUAAGAGCGAUGUUUAUGGAACUGAAACGAUAACAAGGUAAGAGGUCGGGUGGGGUGGAGUGACAAGAUGCGGGGGUGAAAAGGCGUGGAAGGUGCAACAUGUACACAUGGAAAGUUGCAGUAUGUGUUUUCGGUUCUUGCAAAUUCUUCAAUUAUGUUGUUUUCAAGAAAUAACUUAACUUGAAACAAAAGAUUCGAUAUACUGACAUUUUUCAUGUUGAUCCUGGAGCCACAUAAAUGAUCUAAUAAUCCUAGUCAUCAACUACAGGUUACUAAAAUCAUUACUGCAUCAUUUUUACACCAGAGAUGCAAGGACUUUCAAGGUUAUGAUUAUAUAAUCUGCUAAAUAUUGGAAAGUUUACAGACUGUAUAAUAUAUAUUAUCAGCCUCCCCCAACUAUGCCUCUCUCUCUUCUACACCCCUCUCUAAGAGUCUUUUUAAGGUUAGGUAAUGUGAAUGGAUUAGGAAAUAACGUACUGAGACAGUUUUACAUAUUUUUCCUAGAGUUUCUCAACGAAUAUUAUUGUUCUAACCGCCAUCCUGUUUAUCAUGAUUCAUGUUAACAAAUCAAUUGCUCGUAUGGAACGUGGCAGUUCAAAUCUAAGGAAAUUCGUGAAGUAAGUACGAAACGAUGAUCAUGCAUGCCCGCGCGUAUAGUCAGGCGUACAAGGUGCAUGGUAUUAGAGAGUUUUCGAUCUUGCUACGAGAUUGAUUUAUUUGGAUAGCCAUGCAUAACUUACUUCACAAAGAGGAAUAGCCCCCUGGUAGCUAGAGGAUCAUAAACAUUCACAAAGUUCGUACACUUCAUCCAGUUUCAUUUGUUUUAUAUUAAAAAGUUAAUUCUCAUAUUUCAGAUACGAUGUGGAGAAAAUUUCUUGGUUGAGACAAAAGCGAACCCAUGCAUACAGAAAUCCCUGUGAAAAAGACGAAAACGUUGUAAAUACAGGUAGUUUGGACACCGACAGUUGCUCAACUUGUAUGUACUUUUCAUCAACACUCAAAGAAGUCAAGUGUAGCACGGGCAAUGGUUUAAAUGUGAAAGGCAAAACAAGUUGUAAUUAUAAUAUUGAUGGUGAUUGUAUUAACAUCGAAGCAACUAUAAAAGUAAUCAAAGUAUAUUCAAAUGGUCAGCAUGUAGAACGUGAUGUCCAUCUCAAGGUUGGAUGUGCGUGCAUGUUGCUGCCGGUUUAA
This is a messenger RNA of Paramuricea clavata, 11070 nucleotides long. NCBI's taxonomy places the organism in Eukaryota, Metazoa, Cnidaria, Anthozoa, Malacalcyonacea, Plexauridae. The record is from the annotation of a GenBank genome assembly.